CAGCAGCAGCAUCCCCCUGUCUUUACUGUGAUCACCGCCUCCUCCUGCUCAAUGAGGCCCAGGGAGGGGGCGUCAGGCACAGAGAUCACUGUCACACAUACACACAGCACUGUGCCUGGGAACAGACUGAGCUCCAGCCUAGCUUGCUGCAUGUGCAGCCUCCAUCGCUGCUGCUGCUGCUGUUGUUGCUUCCUGGAUCCCACUGACUACAUCAUCCAGCAUGGUCCCUGCCUGCAGCUAGGACAGCAAUGAGCCCAUCACAGCUCCACACUGGCCUACAUGUAGGACCCCCGAUAGCAGAUCGCCGAUGAUCGCUGAUCACUGAAUCUGCACGGCAGUGCUGGCGGAAUGGAGAAUCCGGGAAACAGGCCGUCUGAUGAGUGGGGGCUAUAAAUUGUUACUAUGCCUAAUUUCAGCACACUGACACUCUGCAUCUCUGCCACGAGCUUUGCCGUAUCUCAGCUCCUGUUCUAUUUAGGAAGCUCUUGGCUCUCAACGCGUUUAACUCUUGGCUUCAGUAAGCUCAGUGCAAAGCAGAAGAUUGAAUGGAAUUCCAGGACUGUAUCAACAUUCCAUGCGCUGGUGGUCGGAUGUUUCUGCUUGUAUAUUUUAGUGUAUGAUGAUGCUGUCAAUGAGGACCCAGUUUGGGGAGACCCUUACAUGGUCAAGUUAAAUGUUGCAAUCACCUCAGGCUACCUCAUCUCAGACUUGUUGCUUAUAAUUUAUUACUGGAAGGCGAUCGGCGAUAAAUAUUUUGUGACCCAUCAUGUGGCAGCUCUGUAUGCUUACUACUAUGUACUGGGUGAAGGAAUGUUGCCAUAUUUUGGUAAUUUCCGUCUCUUAGCCGAAUUCUCCACACCCUUUGUCAAUCAGCGGUGGUUCUUUGAAGUUUUGGGAUACCCCAAGCAUACUCUGCCUAACAUGUUAAAUGGAGUCCUGAUGACCGUCGUCUUCUUCAUUGUCAGAAUAGCAGUCAUACCCACUUACUAUGGGCGUGUCUUCUCCACCUUUGGGACGGAGGCAUUUCACAGACUGGGUCUAGGUGCACAGUGUGCCUGGAUAAUCUCCAGCAUCUCCCUGGAUAUAAUGAACGUCAUGUGGAUGAUGAAAAUUACAAAGGGAUGCUACAAAGUCCUCUAUCACACUGAUGGGAUAUUGACCAAAACGCAGAAAAAUGGGAAAGCUGAAUAGAAGUAACAUAUUUUCUUGUGUCUUCCAUCCAUCAACCCGCAUGUCUCUUUAUUUUCCCUCUGACAUAAAAUGCAUUUUAAUUUAAUGAACUUCCAUUAUUACCUCUUUGUAAUGUCCAUCUUGUACCCUGAGCUUCCACUAACUCACUAGUCCAAGAGUGAGAGAAGAUUUUUUUCCGUUUAGAUAUUCCAGGUUGUUAAUCAGCAGCAAGCUUUAGGUCUGAUUUACUAAGCAUCCUGUAAUACUGGUAUGCUGAUAUAAGGAUACAGGUCUUUUUAAAAGAGCGACAGGAAACACAUCGCCCAUUUGACAGAUCUUCUUGGCUUGGCUUUAUUAAACAAAGCAAGUUUCAUAUUCAGCUAGCAGAAUUAACUAAAAUGAAUGCCCAAAAGAGUGAAUAUUUACCUCCUGUGCUUGCAGAUCAUUGGAAAGGAAUUGGUGGGUAGAACUAAAGGGACCUUCUAUCCUUGAAUACAGAGAGAUGCUUAAGUCAUACUUGACAACUCUACCGGAAUGUCUGUGAGACUCCAGAACUUCUGUCAAGACCCACAGAGAAGAGUUGGGCACUUCCUAGUGAAAUAGGUUGGAUGAGUGGCAAUAUGACACAAUUCUCAGUGAAACGCAUCAUCAUAGCCCCUGUAUGUGAGGCCUCAAUUUGCAACAUGAGGGCAGGGCCAAAUGACCCCAUUGACCACCUCUCACCUCCACAGUGACCACCUUCACCGCUCUUCUGUGGAAGUGUCCUGGAGGGGAUUUUAAUAAUAUUGACAAGUAUGCCUUAAUCAAAAAUAAUUGGAUGCAGUAGUUUUUUAGUAGGGUCACAGUGUAGGCACCACUUUGCUCAGACAUAUUCCUAGUGCUAACCUCACAAAUGUUCCAUGGAUCUCACUUCUUUCCAUUUAUACUGACAGUAUUAAAGUCAUGUCUAGAACCUGUUCUAUGGUUCCCAUGGGCCCUUCACCCACAUUUAGUCAAUUUCACCAUUGUAAGAGCAUUACACAGCGCAUGUCAGGCAUAUGUUAUCCACAUACAGUGGGGCAAAAAAGUAUUUGGACAGCAACCGAUUGUGCAAGU
Pseudophryne corroboree (corroboree frog) is the source of this 2265-nucleotide messenger RNA. RefSeq names its product TLC domain containing 4 (gene TLCD4). Lineage: Eukaryota; Metazoa; Chordata; Amphibia; Anura; Myobatrachidae. Gene Ontology annotation, biological process: lipid homeostasis. The record is from RefSeq and is a predicted model, not a curated record. The coding region runs from base 403 to 1191 and encodes 262 amino acids. The transcript has 8 exons. Gene Ontology annotation, cellular component: membrane; endoplasmic reticulum.